AAGUUAUUCUACUACUAUUGUGCAUAUGAGUACACAGUAAUAAAACAAAUUGUGUAUUUGACUUUUUUAAUAAUAAAACUAAAAUUACAAUACAGCAACAAUGGCUAGGGUAUUUAUGCUAUUGUCUGUGAUAUUCAUCAGUGUUUACGUGACAGAACAAGCAUACUUUUUGGAAGAAGAUUACAUUAACAAAAUCAAUGAGCAAGCAACCACAUGGAAAGCAGGCGCCAACUUCGACCCAAAAAUGGCUGAAGAACAUUUCGUAAAACUUUUGGGAUCCAAAGGAGUGCAAAUUCCAAACGAAGUAAAUCAGAAAAUGUACAAGACCGAAGAUGAGUCUUACGACAACUUAUUCGGCAGAAUUCCAAAGCAUUUUGACGCUAGGAAAAAAUGGAGACGUUGCAGCACGAUCGGAAAAGUUCGUGACCAAGGAAAUUGUGGAUCCUGUUGGGCAUUGGCUACGAGCUCUGCUUUCGCCGAUCGUUUGUGUGUAGCUACAAACGGAGAUUUCAAUCAAUUGUUAUCCGCCGAAGAACUCACUUUCUGCUGUCAUACAUGUGGUUUCGGAUGUCACGGUGGUUAUCCAAUAAGAGCCUGGAAACGUUUUAAGAAUCACGGUCUAGUAACCGGAGGAGAUUACAAAUCCGGAGAGGGUUGUGAACCAUACAGAGUGCCACCUUGCCCUUAUGACGAACAAGGAAAUAAUACAUGCGCGGGUAAACCAAUGGAAAAGAAUCACAGAUGCACAAGAACAUGUUACGGAGAUCAAGAGCUCGAUUUCGACGAAGAUCACAGAUACACACGUGACUACUACUAUCUGACUUACGGCAGCAUCCAAAAAGACGUUAUGACUUACGGACCAAUUGAAGCAUCGUUUGAUGUGUACAGCGAUUUUCCCAGCUACAAGUCAGGUAUUUACGAGAGAACCGAAAAUGCCACAUAUUUAGGAGGACACGCUGUGAAGUUAAUCGGUUGGGGUGAACAAUACGGAAUUCCAUAUUGGUUGAUGGUCAACUCAUGGAACGAAGAUUGGGGUGACAACGGUUUAUUCAAAAUUCGACGAGGUACAAACGAAUGCGGAGUCGAUAAUUCUACAACUGCUGGUGUACCAGUUACCUACUAACAAAUUUUGGUAUUUGUCUAAGAAUAACAGUGUAAUUUUUUUUGUGUUUGAAUAAAAUUAAGUUUCUUCCUUAA
Aphis gossypii (cotton aphid) is the source of this 1197-nucleotide messenger RNA. RefSeq names its product cathepsin B-like. Lineage: Eukaryota; Metazoa; Arthropoda; Insecta; Hemiptera; Aphididae. The transcript has 6 exons. Gene Ontology annotation, molecular function: cysteine-type endopeptidase activity. Gene Ontology annotation, biological process: regulation of catalytic activity. Bases 101 to 1123 code for a protein of 340 amino acids. Gene Ontology annotation, cellular component: lysosome. The record is from RefSeq and is a predicted model, not a curated record.